CAAAACAUUAGCACGUGUUAUAAGCCGCGUUUCGCUAAAAUAACUUUUAAUGUUUAUGUAUAACCCAUGGCCAACCCUACACAUUUCAACGAAAUUUCUUGUAUGUAAAGAAUUAAAAGAUCGUCGAGACGAAAAUAACAUUAGACUGCUGCCCAGUGCCGGAGAGAAUGUCUGCUGGAAAUACCAUAAUAAUCUGAGCACUGACCUAUUUACUAGGACGGUGCUCUUCUUUGGUCAGUUCGUAAAAGACCAAUUCAAGUCAAGAACUUUCUUAGUAGACAGAAAGAUUAAGUGAAACUACAGAAUGGGUGUGAAGGGUUUGACUGCAUUUAUUGAUGAUAACCCAGUUUUACUACAAGAUUAUAAACUACAUGACUGUAAAGUUAUACUGGAUGGAAAUAACUUUAUUCAUUUUGUUUAUAAUAAAUACAGCACAACCUUUCAAUAUGAUGGAGAUUAUUUUAACUAUUGUAAGAAAAUCCAGCAGUUAUUUUCCAACUUUAAACUAUGUAAUAUUCAGGCGUAUGUUAUUUUUGAUGGAGGUUAUGAGGUAUCAGAUUCGAAACUACGGACUUUGAAAGAGAGAGCUGCGAAACGAAUCAAGCAAGCUGUAAAUCAGAACAGUCUCCUGCCAAUUUUAGCUAGCAAAGCUUUUCUAGAGACACUUGAUAAAUUACAUAUCCCCCAUGUGACAUGUGAUUUUGAGGCUGAUGAAGAAAUUGCUAUUUUGGCCAAUCAGUGGAACUGUCAAGUCAUAAGUAAUGAUAGUGAUUUUUUUGUGUACAGACUCAAAGCAGGCUUCUUGCCUUUGAAUUAUGUAGAUUUCCGUCCCAUAGAAAUAAAACAUAAAUAUCAUUAUCUAGCAACACAGAAAUAUCACUUUAAUCAUUACAAACAAAUCUUGGAUAAUUUUCAUCCUGAAAUGAUACCACUACUGGCUACAGUAUUAGGCAAUGAUUUUAUCAAACAAGAUACAUUUAUGGCCUUCACAGAAAAAUUUGAAAAACCGAAGCAUAAAAUCAGAUAUGCUACAAAGACAGUUUCUAAGAUAACUGCAAUCAUUAAUCAUUUUGAUCAGUUCAAAACAUUUAGUGAAGGUAGAGCAGCCAUCACUAAAGAUUUUGACAACAUUGGAGGAAUUGCCAGCCUACAAAAUGUGAUCGACACAUCUAUCAAAUGUUACACAAAGAUCAACUCGGCUAAGACAUACUUGACAGAAUAUUUUGAUAGUGUCUUGCAGUAUUCUAGUAUUAGUCGAAAAGACUACUUUGGACAACCGUUUCCAGAAUUUUUGAUCAAGGGACUUUUUGAUGGAAGUAUUUCUCCUCACAUUCAAAAUAUGGCCAUCCUUCAUAGAAUUAUACUUCCAUGUCAAAAGGAAGAUUUAAAUCAGCCUUCAUCUCAUAAAAUUUCAACACGUAUUCGUCAAGUCAUAUAUGGAAUAUUGUUUCAAAGUGUUUCGCAACAAAACAAACAGAAAGAUGAAUUGGGGAAAAAGACGAAGGUUACCAGGCACACUCAUGUGGAAGAAAUUGAUAGGAUCAGAAAAGGUAUAGCAUCAGUGUUUGUAGAUCCUAGGAUAAAUUUCAUAGAGUAUGGAAAACUACCUACAGUCAUGGAGAUAUCUCAAAUGUCACAUAGUAGCAGACGUGAAUUAGUGUUAAAAUCACUUGGGGUGACGGAAGGGUUUUUAUCUCACUUUCACUCGUCUAGUCAUUUCCUAAUUGCUGUCUUAAAUUACUGGGUAUAUUAUUCAGAAGUGUCGAAACAGGAGAUCGAAUCAUUAAUACUCACUAUUCUUAUACUGAAGAUAAAGACCUUGAUCAAUGAUACCAGAAGUGAAACAACCACAUCGAAUCUGAUUUCAGCACAUCAUAGUGUAAUAACAAAAUUCUACUACAUGUGCUUAUGUAUUCAAGACUUUAUUCUUUCAUUAGUUAAUAGACAUAUAAUAGAUAUUGAUGAAAUUCUUGGAUCUUUGACUUUCUCAGAAUUAGUUGAAAUAAAUUUGGACUUAUCAGAAGGAGACCGACAGCAAACCAUUCCUGAUCGAAUUCUUCAUCUUUAUUCAGAAUAUCAGUCAUGCUUUUUGUUUACUUCUUUAUUAAAUCAACUCCUACAAUCACCAUUGAAUGAACCUAAUUUAUGGGAAAUAUAUGAUGGACAGUAUGUGUAUUAUUUUAAUAAUUGUUUAAUGCAAAGGCAGUCAGUGUAUUAUAGUGGUGUUGAUAUGUUGACAAUUAUGGAAAAACAUCCAAAACUUUUAAUAUUGUACAAAUCUAUCACAAAUACACUGAUAGCAGGGGCCGAUUCUAGACCAAAUAAACGUAAAAAAUCUAACAGAAAGUCUGCUACAGUUGCCAGGAUUAAUUACAUAAUAGUGUUGUCACUGUUGUGUAUCUUCAUUAUUGCAACAAUUGUUUUGAUAUAUUACCAAUUAGUGCCUAAUUUAUUUAUAUAAGGUCAAUAAUUUAAUGAUUUUGGGUAUUUUUACUGUUCAAUAAUUCUUAAUUAAUGGUUAUUUGUAAUUUAAACAAGACAACAGUAAGGCUGAUGUCUCCCACCUCAAUCCCAAAAUAAAUAGAUGAAACUCAUCAAAUCACUCUGCAUAACCUAAGCAGAAAAUGUCCAUUGAUGUUGAUGUAAUGAAACUAUAUGUUCAAAUUGCUUAUAUAUGUAUUUGGUUUGCCUAUGCUCAUCAUUAAACUGAGUAAAGGCAUUCAACUAAUGAACAACUACACCAAAUUGGAAUUUUCUAGUUCAAUUUGAAGCAGAGGUGCUUUAUUUAUUACUGUUUUAAGAGAUUGAAUAGUGUUUCGAAAAAUGGGGGAUAAUAAUACAUGAUCAACAACUUCUGUCUAUGGUUUUAUUGGAUAAAAUAAUAAAUUUUUUACUAUGACAUGACUGAUCUAAGUAUGUUGAUUUGUAGUCUCCAAGAUUUACAACAAUGUAGGAUUUGGGAGGGGGGUGAAAGAGUAAUGAUCUUUAUUAUUACAGUAAAAUUAUAGUUUACAUUGCAACCAGAGGUGGAUUGGGGCCGGGAAUCGGCACGUG
Molecule: messenger RNA, 3054 nt
Organism: Patella vulgata (common limpet)
Lineage: Eukaryota; Metazoa; Mollusca; Gastropoda; Patellidae
Product: protein asteroid homolog 1
Exons: 3
Coding region: 305-2461 (718 amino acids)
Source: RefSeq, a predicted model, not a curated record